This is a messenger RNA of Cololabis saira (Pacific saury), 1179 nucleotides long. RefSeq names its product COMM domain containing 10 (gene commd10). Lineage: Eukaryota; Metazoa; Chordata; Actinopteri; Beloniformes; Belonidae. The record is from RefSeq and is a predicted model, not a curated record. The transcript has 7 exons. The coding region runs from base 80 to 676 and encodes 198 amino acids.
UCUCGUGUAAACCCGGAAGCAGGAAUGACAACAGUGUGAGGAUGCGGCUGCAGCUGAGGCGACUUUAGAAAGAAACACCAUGAGUUCCAUCAUAAAAGAAACACAAAGCAUUAAAGAAGCAGUGACUUUCAUCAAUGGAAUUGAUGUGAACAAGUUCUCCAAGCUGAUCUCUCGCAUCAUACAAAAACUUCAUCUGAAGGGAGAGCGAACAUUCAGUGAAGAAGACGAGCAAAAACUCCAGACUGCUCUGUCACUGGAUAAACAUGCUCUGAACUUGGUCCUGGAAACGUCCGCCUUCAUACUAGAGCAGGCAGUGUAUCAUAAUGCAAAGCCGGCAUCUCUGCAGCAGCAGCUGCAGGCAGUCCAUCUCAGCCCAGACAAGGCUGAGGUGUUCUCUCAAAGCUGGGCUGCUGCCGGGCCGGAGCUGGUGGAGAAGCUGAAGGGAAACAUAUUUGCUCCUAAGAAGCUGGAGUAUGUCGGCUGGCAGCUGAACCUGCAGAUGGCCCAGUCCAGCCAGGCCAGGAUGAAGUCUCCCAGUGCUGUAGUGCAACUGGGACUCUGCAGUGAGGACUCUGAGGUCCAGGAAAACGUCUUUGUCGAGUUUAACCAUGAGGAGCUUCUCGAGUUCUACAACAAGCUUGAAAUGGUGCAGGGGCAGUUGGAUUCGCUAACUUGAUGCCGGGUGCUGUGCUGCAACCACACCCACUAAGACACUGUCUUGUUAGUGUUGAUGCUGACAGCUGUGCCAGCUGUUAAGAGUUCAAGCCAUUCCAGUCUUCUUCUGAUUAGAGAAAUAUGUCAAACAUGAGGGAGGGAGUUUCUUUCCCUUCUGAACUCGUUUCCAUUCAUGUCUGUGCUCAUUACUUAAAAGUUGUGAUCUUUUCUUUUCUUUUUCCAAAAUAAACGGGAUGAUCAAGCUCAUCAUGAGUAACUUAAUGCUGUAUUGUCCUAAACAUGACUGUAUAAUGUUAGCUUUAUCUGUUAAGAUUUAAAAAAAAAAAAAAAGUGCCAACAUUCAGUUGUCUUAAAAAAGAAAGUUAUACCCUUAGGGAAAACAAUUAAAAAGAAAUUAACUCUCAACACUGAUCGUGAUUUCAAAUAAAUGAGUUUUGUGUCUUGAAGAGAGAACACGUUUUCCAGUUGUUAUUGUAUUAAACAUCGCAGUGGAUGUCAAAUCCA